Molecule: messenger RNA, 1644 nt
Organism: Mucor velutinosus
Lineage: Eukaryota; Fungi; Mucoromycota; Mucoromycetes; Mucorales; Mucoraceae
Exons: 1
Coding region: 1-1644 (547 amino acids)
Biological process (GO): phosphate ion transmembrane transport
Cellular component (GO): membrane
Source: RefSeq, a predicted model, not a curated record
AUGAUGAAUCCUUUGGAUUAUACAUGGUUAUUCGGCGUCACCAUGGUGUUUGCUUUUGCAGAUGCUUAUGGCAUUGGCGCAAAUGAUGUCGCCAAUUCAUUCGCUACUUCUGUCGCUUCUGGAUCAUUAUCCCUUGCUCAAGCAUGUAUCAUUGCUUGUUUUACAGAAUUCUUGGGUGCUCUUUUACUCGGUUCUCAUACAGCAGAUACUAUCAAAGGUGGCAUUCUUUCAGUCAAAAGAUUCGAAACUACUCCUGAAUUGCUUAUGCUCGGCAUGACAUGUGCUAUUAUCGGUUCAUCCAUGUGGGUGCUCUUCGCUACACGCAACGGCUGGCCAGUGUCCACCACUCAUUCUAUCGUCGGUGCCGUUUGUGGUGUUGGUAUCGCCGCAUUUGGUGGCUCCUCUAUUACGUGGGGAUGGUCUGGCUUGGGCCAAAUCAUUACAUCCUGGUUCUUGUCCCCUGUAUUUGCAGGUAUUGUUGCUGCCAUCAUUUACAGUAUUACAAAAUACGGUAUUCUUCGCCAAAAGGACAGCAUCAAGUGGGCUGUCCGUCUUAUUCCUGCUUACUUUUUCUUUACAACCACUAUUGAAGCAUUCUACCUCAUUUACAAGGGUGCUCCAGGUACUCAAGCAGCCAAGAUGCACGUUGGUAUCAUUGUUGCUAUCGCACUCGGUAUUGGUGCCUUCUUUGCCCUGUUUGCCAUCUUCUUUUUCUGUCCCUGGCUCAAGAGAAGAGUUGUCGGUCGUGAAGAGCUUCGCUGGUACCAUAUCUUUGUGAUUCCUUUCUUGAGUCCUCGUCCUGUGAUCAAGACGUUGCCUGAGACAAAGGAAGCUGUCCACGCUGAAACGAUUGCAUCCAGCAGUUCUUCAGACAACAAGGAAUACGCCCAAGAAACCAAGGAUGGCCAAGAAGUUACUCGCUUUGAAGAAGCUCAACAAGUUGCCGAAGAUACUCAGACUGCCCCUCAAAACCUCUCAUGGAAGGAUAAGAUUCUCAAUGUUGCUCUCCACGGUGUCAGAAAGGAUGUGCGUAACUUGAGCAAUGCCAAUGUCAAAUCUGUGCAUGAUGCCGCUGAAAUUUACGACAAUGAUGUCGAAUACAUGUUCUCUUUCCUUCAAGUCAUCACUGCCUGUAUGGCCUCUUUUGCUCACGGCUCUAACGAUGUCUCCAAUGCUGUUGGUCCCUUGUCUGCUGUCUAUGAUAUCUGGCAAACCGCCAAGGUCGAUGUUACUGGUAAGGUGCCUGUCCCCGUCUGGAUUCUUGCUUAUGGUGGUGUUGCCAUUGAUCUCGGUCUUGCCACCUAUGGCUAUAACAUUAUGCGUGUAUUGGGUAACAACAUCACUUUGCUCACUCCUACUCGUGGUUUCUCUGCUGAAUUGGCUGCUGCUUUGACAGUUUUAACCUGUUCCAAGCUCGGUCUUCCCGUCUCCACCACUCACUGUAUCACUGGUGCUACAGCUGCUAUUGGUCUUUGUAAUGGAAAAUUGAGUGCUGUCAACUGGAAGAUGUUGUCCUGGUGUUUCUUCUCAUGGGUGCUUACUCUGCCAAUUGCUGGCCUUAUUGCUGGUUUGCUCUUCUCAUUUGCUGCAUAUGCUCCCAACAUGUUUGCCUCUGUCGCCGCUGGUGCUGCUGCCACUGUGUAA